Molecule: messenger RNA, 1324 nt
Organism: Phragmites australis (common reed)
Lineage: Eukaryota; Viridiplantae; Streptophyta; Magnoliopsida; Poales; Poaceae
Product: NAC domain-containing protein 54-like
Exons: 3
Coding region: 182-928 (248 amino acids)
Biological process (GO): regulation of DNA-templated transcription
Molecular function (GO): DNA binding
Source: RefSeq, a predicted model, not a curated record
UGCCCAAAGAGGACCAGAUAAGAAGCAAGGUGUCUUUGGCCACGCCCACAACCUGCGCGCGCAGGGAUCCUCGUAGCUCGCCGCUGCUGCACCGGCGGCCGGCCGUCCCUCCUCCAGCUGACCAGCUUGAUCGCCGACCGGCCGGCGACAUCAAUCGAUCAUCACCACCUACAUACGAUAUAUGGCGCCGGUGGGGCUCCCGCCGGGGUUCCGGUUCCACCCGACCGACGAGGAGCUGGUGAACUACUACCUGAAGCGCAAGAUCCACGGCCUCAAGAUCGAGCUCGACAUCAUCCCCGAGGUCGACCUCUACAAGUGCGAGCCGUGGGAGCUCGCAGACAAGUCGUUCCUGCCGAGCCGUGACCCGGAGUGGUACUUCUUCGGGCCACGGGACCGCAAGUACCCCAAUGGGUUCCGCACCAACCGGGCGACGCGGGCCGGGUACUGGAAGUCGACGGGCAAGGACCGGCGCGUGCUGCACCACGGCGGCCGCCGCCCCAUCGGCAUGAAGAAGACGCUCGUCUACUACCGCGGCCGCGCGCCCCAGGGCGUCCGCACCGACUGGGUCAUGCACGAGUACCGUCUCGACGACAAGGACGCCGAGGACACACUGCCCAUCCAGGACACCUACGCGCUAUGCCGGGUCUUCAAGAAGAACGCGAUGGGCACCGAGGUGGACGACCUGCAACUGCAAGCGCAGUGCAGCAUGGCGCUGGUGGAGGGCGCUUGCCAGCAGCUGCUCGCCAGCGGCAGCCAGGAGUACCAGACCCCGUCGCCGGACGUGCCCGUCGGGUCCACCUCCGUCGGCGCCGACGACGACGCGGACAAGGACGACUCCUGGAUGCAGUUCAUCUCCGACGACGCCUGGUGCUCCAGCACGGCGGAUGGCGCCGAGGAGAGCACCUCCUGCGUCGCCCUGGCCAGCUGAUGAGAGGCUGGCUCUCUGAUCUGUUCAUGGAAAUUCUACUAAUAACUAUUUUUCUUUCCUUUUGUGAUCGAUGCUGCUGGCUAGCUAUCAAUAACUACCGAUCAAGCUACAAGCUGUAAGAUCAUAGCAAUAAGGCAUCCUUUUGGUUUUCAACUUACAUCCUAUUGCUGGGAGUUGAAGGAUCGUUGCCUCAAGGUUGUUGGAGUCCUUCCUUGAGUUGAGUUCAUAAGGAGGGUUAUAUUUUCUAUACUAUACAGGAACAAUCAGCUACUUGAUGUUUUUUUUCUUUUCUUCAUAUUUUUUUCCUUUUUUUGUUCUUCGAAUGCAUUGUGCUUCUUGGGUGAAGUUUUUUCUCUUUUCUGUGAAGCAGAGUGAAUAUAGCUAUGCCAUUGCAUA